Lentinula edodes (shiitake mushroom) is the source of this 2397-nucleotide messenger RNA. Its product is annotated as DEAD-domain-containing protein. The coding region runs from base 1 to 2397 and encodes 798 amino acids. Gene Ontology annotation, biological process: rRNA processing. Lineage: Eukaryota; Fungi; Basidiomycota; Agaricomycetes; Agaricales; Omphalotaceae. The transcript is spliced from 7 exons. Gene Ontology annotation, cellular component: nucleus. The record is from RefSeq and is a predicted model, not a curated record. Gene Ontology annotation, molecular function: nucleic acid binding; ATP binding; RNA helicase activity.
AUGACCUCCCAACCUCUUGCAGGCCCUUCUCGCCCUAGAAAGCAGCAAAAGAACAAGAAGGAUUCAAAAUAUGGUGCUCGACCUACAAAAGCGAAGAAAUUAUCUGAGACCCAGCGUAUCGAGACUCUUGAACGUCAAGCUAUGGAGUUUGAAGCUCCAGAAGGUCUAAAGGCUUUUGCUGAUCUACCAAUCUCUGAAAAUUCCAAACGAGGCUUAAAGAAAGCCUUCUUUGUUGACAUGACCGAUAUACAAGCGCAGAGUAUCCCCGUCUCGCUCAAGGGAAAGGAUGUCCUAGGAGCUGCGCGUACUGGAAGUGGAAAGACUCUUGCCUUCCUUAUUCCUGUUCUCGAAAUUUUGUACAGACAAAGGUGGGGACCUACGGACGGGCUAGGAGCUCUGAUUAUAUCCCCAACCCGGGAACUGGCUGUCCAGAUUUUCGAAGUCCUUCGUUCUAUCGGAGGAUAUCACUCCUUCUCCGCUGGAUUAGUGAUUGGUGGUAAAAGUUUAAAAGAUGAACGAGAACGGUUAUCGAGGAUGAAUAUCCUAGUCGCUACUCCGGGACGUCUGUUACAACAUAUGGACCAAACUGUUGGUUUUGAAUCUGAUAAUCUGAAGCUGCUAGUCCUCGAUGAAGCAGACCGAAUACUCGACAUGGGAUUCUCCCGAACCGUUUCCGCCCUUCUUUCUCAUCUCCCAAAAUCUCGACAAACUCUGCUGUUCUCAGCGACCCAAACUCGUUCUGUCAAAGAUCUUGCCCGCCUCAGUCUUCAAGACCCAAUUUCAAUUGGUGUCAAUGUAGGUGAUGGUCUUUCCUCAUCCAUACCCAAAAGCCUGGAACAGCACUAUCUCGUCUGCACCCUCGAUCAAAAGCUUUCCAUCCUAUGGAGCUUUAUAAAAUCACACCUUCAAUCCAAAAUCAUAGUCUUUGCAUCUAGCUGUAAGCAAGUUCGCUUCAUCUUCGAAACUUUUUGCAAAAUGCACCCCGGAAUGCCGCUCAUUCAUCUACAUGGAAAGCAGAAACAAACUACGAGGUUAACCAUGUACAAUAAAUUUACGCAGUCGAAACAUGCAGUGCUUUUCGCUACAGACAUUGCCGCAAGAGGGUUGGACUUUCCUUCCGUUGACUGGGUGUUGCAACUAGAUGCGCCGGAGGAUGCAGACACGUAUAUUCACCGUGUAGGUCGUACAGCCAGAUAUGAAAGCAGAGGCAAGGGUCUGCUGUUUUUGAUGCCAAGCGAGGAGGAAGGUAUGCUUGCCGCGUUGAAAGCGAAAGGGAUCGAGGUUCAGAAAAUAAAGGUGAAACCCAGCAAACAGCAAGAUAUUCAGAACCAGUUACAAAAGCUCGCGUUCCAAGAGCCUGAAAUCAAAUAUCUUGGUCAAAGGGCUUUCGUGUCGUAUCUCCGUUCAGUUCAUUUACACAAGGAUAAAUCAAUAUUCAAAGUUGCGGAACUUCCCGCGAACGAAUUUGCAGAGUCUCUUGGGCUUCCUGGCGCUCCGAAGAUCAAAUUCUUGAGCAAGGAAGUGGCAAAGCAAAAGAAAAACACAGAUCGACGGGUAAAUGCUGCGAAGCAACAGGCUUUGGAAGAGAAACAGAAUAGUGCAGAUGAAAAUGAGGAAGAAUCAGAUGAUGGUGAUAUCCAUCCGUCGAGUGAUGAGGAGGAUGGAAGUGGCAAUGAAAGCGAAGCAGCAGUGACAGAGGAACCUCCGUCUAAAUCAACCAAGCCUGGUGGCGUGAGAACGAAGUACGACCGGAUGUUCGAGCGCAAGAACCAGGACGUCCUUUCGCAGCACUAUUCUAAACUCAUUGAUCAAGAUGUUGCUUCCGACGAAGACGAUUUCAUUACGCUUAGACGUGCAGACCACGACCUCGUUGAUGUACCGCUCAGGGAAGUUGCAUUGGAAAAUUUGUCCAAGCGAAAAAAUAAACUUGGCAAAGCUAAACGUACGAUUCUACUGAAUGCGCCUAUAACGAAGAAAAUCGUGUUCGAUGAUAGUGGGGUUGGACGUGAGGCUGGAGAAGUUGCCGACGCAGAGGACUGGGUGAAGGAAACUGGAGGUGUUGAAGGUGUAGUAAAGGAGGGAAAUAAAUAUGCCGAGGCGGAACGGGGGAAGAUGAAGAUUGCGGAUGUGCAGGACAAACAUGACGCCAGAGAGAAAAAGAAGGAAAAGAAACGAAAAAGGAAAGAACGAGAAAAGAUAGCAAUGGAAGGUGGACGUGAAGUCGGUGCAUACGUUGAACCAUCUGAUGAUGGCUAUGUGUCUCCUGAGUUCGACCUCCCUUCCGAGUCAGAGUCAGAAGAAGAGUCGCGACCCUCAAAACGAAGCAAGGUCGCGCGGCCUCCGGCACUCGAAGAUGAGGAGGAGUUGGCUUUAGCGUUACUGCGCAGUUCAAGAUAG